GUCCAAUCAGGUGGGCGAAGGGAGGCGGGCUCUGUUUCCUGGCACCAAAGCUCGGAUCCUACGCGCUUUGCUGAGAGCCACCUCACCUGCCUAGACCACCCUGCUUUAGGAUUUCUACUGGCUGCGGCCUGCACUGGAAGUACCCCUGAAGACCCUCGAGCCACACAAUGGCGCGUGUACCCUGUGUCGGACCUGCCUUGGCUGAGGAGGUAGUGUCCUUUGAGGAUGUAGCUGUGAAUUUCACUACAGAGGAGUGGGCUUUGCUGGAUCCAUCCCAAAAGAAGCUUUACGAAGAUGUGAUGUGUGAAACCUUUAGGAAUGUGACUGCUUUAGGAAGAACUUCAGAUGAUGAGGAAAUUGAAGAUGAGUAUAAAAAUUGGAGAAUAAAUCUAAGCAGUGAAGAAGUAGAAAAAUGCUGCGAAUAUGAAUUAUGGUAUCAACAUGGAGAAAUGGUUUUCUGGACAACAGAUACUAAUAUGAACCUGAGACCAGUUGCUACAAAACCAGGUGAAAGCCUUGGUUCUAGAAAGCCCCUGAUGGCUCAUUCAUCACCAAAUGUGCCCAUUAUAGCUAACACUGGAUUCAAAUCAUAUAAGUACCAGGAAUUUGAAGAGAAGCUGUCUGACUAUAACAAACAUGGGAGAACCUGCACUGACUUCCAGUCCUUUCAAAAGCAUGCAAAUGCAAAUCCUGGAGAGAAGCCCUAUCAAUAUCAGCAAAGUGGAAAUUUGUACUCUGAUUGCACUGAAGGAGCUAACACAGAAGAGAAGCCCUUUGUAUAUGAGCACAGUGUGAAUGCUCUCAGUACACCCAACUAUGUUCAAAUCUGGGAAAGAAAUCACAGUGAAAUGAAUACCUAUAUAUGUACAGAAUGUGGAAAAGUUUUUACUUCUCACCAUUUUAUGCAGAUACAUGAAAGAGCUCACACUGGCAAAAAACUCUGUGUAUGUGAACACUGUGGGAAAUCCUUCACUAACAGCACUUCACUUGGUAAUCAUCAAAAAACUCACAUUGGGGAAAAACCCUUUGUAUGUAAGCAAUGUGGGAAAGCUUUCAGAACACACAGUGAUUGUCAAAGACAUGAACGAACUCACACUGGGGUGAAACCCUAUGAGUGUAAGCACUGUGGGAGAGCUUUCAGCACGCGCAGUAAUUGUCAAAUACAUGAAAGAAUUCACACUGGGGAGAAGCCCUAUAUAUGCAAGCAAUGUGGAAAAGCAUUCAGCAGACAGAAUAAUUGUCAAAUACAUGAAAGAAUUCAUAUUGGGGAGAAACCCUAUACAUGUAAGAAAUGUGGGAAAGCUUUUGGCACACACAGUGAUUGUCAAAGACAUGAAAGAACUCACACAGAGGAGAAACCCUAUGUAUGCAAGCAAUGUGGGAAAGCUUUCAAGACACAUAGUGAUUGUCAAAGACAUGAAAGUACUCACACUGGGGAGAAACCCUAUGUAUGUAAGCAAUGUGGGAAAGCAUUCAGCAGACACGGUAAUUGUCAAAUACAUGAACGAACUCACACUGGGGAGAAACCCUAUGUGUGUAAGCAAUGUGGAAAAGCAUUCAGCAGACAUAGUGCUUGUCAAAUACAUGAAAGAACUCACACUGGGGAAAAACCGUAUGUAUGUAAGCAAUGUGGGAAAAGUUUCAGCAGACAAAGUCAUUGUCAAAUACAUGAAAGAAUUCACAUUGGGGAGAAACCCUAUGAAUGUAAGCAUUGUGGGAAAGCUUUUGGCACACACAGUCAUUGUCGAAUACAUGAAAGAAUUCACACUGGGGAGAAACCCUAUGUAUGUGAGCAAUGUGGGAGGGCCUUCAGCACACAUAGUAAUCGGCAAGUUCAUGAAAGAACUCACACUGGGGAGAAACCGUACCCAUGUAGUCAAUGUGGGAAAGCUUUCAGCACACAGAGUAGUUGUCGAAAACAUGAAAGAACUCACAGUAAGGUGAAACCCUAUGUAUGUAAGGAAUGUGGGAAAGGUUUCACAACACAGAGGUAUUGUCGAAUACAUGAAAAAUCUCACACAGGGCAGAAAUCCUAUGUAUGUACAUAAUGUGGGAAAACUUUCAGCAAAUACUGCACUUGUGAAAGCUAUAAAAGAACACACUACAGAGAAACCCAGUCUGUGCAAACAAUGUGGAAUAGUUUUCAGCACACACAGUGUUUGUUAAAAACGAGAACUCAUUGUAGAUAAACCCUAUAUAUGUAAGCAAUAAGGAAAAACUUUAAAUAUACGCUGGUAUUGUCAAAUACAUGAAUUAUAAAGGAUAAAAGUGUUAUGUAUGUAAGCAAUAUGAAAAAGCAUUUUUAUGCUGGUAAUAUCAAAAACUUUAAAAAACUAAGAGAAAGUGAAUUUGGAAUAUGUGAAGUGACAUGCAUGGACCUGAAAGGACACACAGAGGAGAGAAAUCCUUUCUAUGUAAGCAAUAUGAAAAAUUUAACUCUAGCCCUAACUUCAAUAACUUAUCAGGCCAGCUUUCUUUUUUCACUCUGUUAAGAUAUUUGGCACAUGGUUGAGAGUUCUGCUUUAAUAUACCUGAGUCUUUACCUAUAGGAAUAGUAUUCCUUUGCAUAUCUCCUUGGUUUUCUUUGUCAUAUCUUCUCAAGGAUAGUAUAUGAUUUUAUAUUACAAGUAGGAUAUCUACUGAUUUACCAGCUCACUUGUCUGAGUUUUCUUCCUCUUAUAAUCUACACUCUUCCUGAUGUCCAUGUCAAAUACAUGAAGUAUAAAGGAUAAAAGUCUUAUCUUUUAUACAUCUGGAGGCCUCAUGUUUGCAACUGUGUUGCUUUGUUUAUUGUGCCCAAACUAAAACUUUUUUCUCAUUUUUUCCAUGUUAGAAUGUAGGCAAAUAUACAUAAAUCUAUAGUGUCUUUCCACGUGGUAAUUUAUUGCUUAAAUACUUUCCAAUAAAUUUUAUUUUCAAAAAAGUUUUUGGUGAAACUUAACAAUAACAAUAUAAAUAUCCUGAAAACACUCCCUAGAGUUUUAUAACUGGGCCUUGAGACAUGGUUAAGAGUACCCAGGUGAGGGCUGGGGAUAUAGCUCAGCAGCACAAGCACCUGCCUGGCAAGGGCAAGGUCCUGAGUUUGAUUCCUGGUACCAAAAAAAAAAGUACCCAGGUGAAAUCCUAUUUGGCUUAUCCUUGUCUUCCCCUUGAAUUACCAUUACUACUUUAGCUAUUUUUCCUAAAUUUACCAUGUGUCAUUGUCACUAUGCAAUAUUGUUUCAGUUUUGAACCCUUGAAUGUUGACUGACUACUACAGAAAUUGCACAGAAAGGCAUUGUAUGUGGGUUUUUUUUGUCUCACUAUAGUUCACAUUUGCUCAUGUCUGAGUCAGAACAAAGAGCUUCCUCAUCUGUUUUAGUGGUCACAUAGUUGAAGUUUUUUUAAGUUUGUUUCUUUUUUAAUAGAUGUGAAAAUAAUCACAUUUGUCUUCAGAAACAACCACAAAAUAUAUUUUCUGGACAUUGGAUUAAAGCCACUGGUCUGUAGAUUGGUGUACUCUAAUAUGUCUGUGGAGUGUCAUUUCAUCAUUUAUUCUAAGUCUGCUUCCUGCUAGAGUCUGUCUACCAUUCUAUUUUUUUGUUUGUUUGCUAAUCCCUCAACCAAGAUCAUGGAUCUUGUUUAUAUUUGGCGUUUUCUCUUGAAUCAUAUAUGCUUUAUUCAUUUUUCUUAUGUGUUCAUUGUUUUUUUUACCCAGUACACGAACCUUUUUUAUUGUAUACAGUGAAAGACAUUUUAAAUUUUCUCUUUUACCUCCCUUUAUUUACAUAGAUUUAAAUUGCUCCCUCUAAUUCUGAUGGCUUCAUGAUUUUCUUUGGGGAAACAAUUUUUUUUUCACAUCUGAGUGAUACUUGAUUGUGAUGAAUAAAGUGCAUGUUUCAACAUAUGUGCUUGUUUGUCCCUGCCUCUUGUAUUAAACAGAUGGUGAUUUUUUUCCAUUCUGUACGGGAAGAGCUCCACCAUGAAUUAAUGUUUUAUUUAUAUGUGAGCCCACGAAACCUUUCUACUAAUAGAUUGUGAGCCCUUUUCCUCUAUUUAAGUAAUAUGUCACCUUGUUUGCUGGUUAUUGAACAUUGUAAAACAUUUGUUACAUUGAACAGUUAACAGUUUUUGCCAAAUGAAAGAUGAAUUCGGAUGUGACAAAAUUUUUUCUACAAUUUUUCCCUUUUAUUAACUCUUGUUAACUUAAAAAUAUUAGCGUUCAUUACAUUUAUAUUUUAAUUGUAUCCAAUGCCCUAUUUCUCUCCAUUAUGCCAUGUUAGAAAUUUUGCAUAUCUGUGUGACAGGUGACAAUCUUUUGUCCUUGAGCUGUAACAAAAUAUAUCUUUCUUGGUCUAAUUUAAUUGUCCUUAGACAUUCUCUAAUAAAAACUAAUAUUUUUAUUAACAGUU
Molecule: messenger RNA, 4391 nt
Organism: Chinchilla lanigera (long-tailed chinchilla)
Lineage: Eukaryota; Metazoa; Chordata; Mammalia; Rodentia; Chinchillidae
Product: zinc finger protein 709-like
Exons: 5
Coding region: 168-2048 (626 amino acids)
Biological process (GO): central nervous system development; regulation of transcription by RNA polymerase II
Cellular component (GO): nucleus
Molecular function (GO): RNA polymerase II cis-regulatory region sequence-specific DNA binding; DNA-binding transcription factor activity, RNA polymerase II-specific
Source: RefSeq, a predicted model, not a curated record